This is a messenger RNA of Cryptomeria japonica (Japanese cedar), 1056 nucleotides long. Its product is annotated as bet1-like protein At4g14600. NCBI's taxonomy places the organism in Eukaryota, Viridiplantae, Streptophyta, Pinopsida, Cupressales, Cupressaceae. The record is from RefSeq and is a predicted model, not a curated record.
AUACGCGACGAAUAUGCAUCAAUACGGAAAAGAGAAUCGUGUUUACGUUGCACCGUCCGAAGAGCAAACGCGUCUACGCUGUUUGAUUUAUUAUCGGCGCGAUAAUACCCCUCUGAAAUAUGGCUUGCUGAUUAAGAAAGAACGACCGCAAAGAACCCAAAUAAAACAGCAAAAGAUUUAAGAAACCAGACCAUAUAUUCUUUAUUUGAAAAUAGUUGAGAUUCCAGACUCCCACCAUCGUUGCAAGCUUUUCAGCAUAUGGAGUUCUGAGAAAAUUCUCGAAAGGAACGAUGGCGUCCUUUGGUGCAGGGCCCUUUCAUUCAAGACAAGGGCUAAGCAGCAGAACGAAUAAUGUCCAGAGCGAGGAGCUUCAAUUGAGGGUUGACCCAAUCCACGGAGACGUUGAUGACACGAUUUCUGAUCUUCAUCACAAAGUUUUAGGGCUCAAAAAUGUAGCUCAGGCAACAGAGUCCGAGACCAAGUUCCAGAAUGAUUUUCUAAGCCAGCUGGAAAUGACAAUGAUCAAAGCUCAGGCUGGAGUUUAGAACAAUAUGAGAAGAUUAAAUAGAAGCAUAAUACAGCAUGGUUCUAGUCAUGUAGCGUAUGUGAUUACCUUUGGUUUGUUAAUCUUCUUCAUUCUUUAUCUGUUAUCCAAAUUUUCAAGAAGAUAAGCAAUAUGAAAUUGUAAAAAUGACCAUUAGUUUUCUGCCAUUUGAAGGUGGAAAUGCAUGGGCAAAAGUGGGUUUGAUAUAUCAAGAAUUUGAAGUUUCUGCUGGAAGGCUUUUAGAUUUGAAAUUCGAUCUUUUGAUGUGGACUUAAGACAGGCUAAAAUGGCCCUGAUGUGGAAUAAGUUGGCCAACUGAUAAAUGGGCCAGAAUUCUUUUAGGUGUAACUAACCUUAAUUUCAUGUUUUCUUGUAUACAAUUCUUAGUUCAAAGUGAAAGCUUACUCUAGCGUUCAAAGAUUGACUAUUGCUACAAUAGUACAUGUGUUGGUUGUCAAAAGGACUGGAGGAUAUGAGACAAGUAAAAUUUUAAAAGUGUGGAAGUUAAGGCA